Molecule: messenger RNA, 4153 nt
Organism: Myripristis murdjan (pinecone soldierfish)
Lineage: Eukaryota; Metazoa; Chordata; Actinopteri; Holocentriformes; Holocentridae
Product: vacuolar protein sorting-associated protein 13C-like
Exons: 24
Coding region: 97-2814 (905 amino acids)
Biological process (GO): protein retention in Golgi apparatus; mitochondrion organization; protein targeting to vacuole
Source: RefSeq, a predicted model, not a curated record
CAGCUGCAGCUGUGUGUGUCCACCAGCUCGUGGUCGGACGGCUUCUCUCUGGACACGGUGGGGAGUUACGGCUGCGUGCGCUGUCCCGCCACCAACAUGGACUUCCUGGUGGGCGUCAGUAUCCAGGUGAGCAGCUUCAACCUGACGCGUGUCGUCACCUUGAGUCCGUUCUUCACGCUGGUGAACCGCUCGGCGCUCGAGCUGGAGGUGGGCGAGCUGCAGGGCGACGCCCACGCCGCCACCAGGUGGCACUACAUCUCCUCCACUGAGUGUCUGCCGCUGUGGCCGGAGAGCACUGUGGGGAAGCUGUGUGUCCGUGUGGUCGGCUCUGAGUCCUCCUCCAAAUCUUUCUUCUUCAACAAGCAGGACAACGGCACGCUGCUCAGCAUGGAGCAGUAUGGAGGCAUCAUCGUGGACGUGAACAUCUCUGAUCACUCCACUGUCAUCAGUUUCUCUGAUUACUAUGACGGCGCGGCGCCCGCCCUCGUGGUCAACCACACGCCCUGGGUCACCAUCAGCUACAGCCAGAGUGGCUCCUCGGUCACCCGGCAGCUGAAGCCCGGUGAGGCUCAGCGGUUUUCGUGGGAAAACCCGGCGGGCGUCCGGACUCUGAGCUGGAGCUGCUUGAACCAAUCAGGAGAGCUCGACCUGCUCAAGGACGAGUGCGGCCAGUUUGCCUGCGACAGCCUGUCCCAGGUGCACUGGGUGUCCUUCCUGGACGGGCGGCAGCGGGUGCUGCUCUUCACCGAGGACGUCGCCGUGGUGACGAAGGCGCGGCAGGCGGAGGAGCUGGAGCAGUUCCAGCAGGAAGUGACGGUGUCGCUGCAGAACCUCGGCCUGUCGCUCAUCAACAACGUCAGCCGGCAGGAGAUCGCCUACGUCGGCAUCACCAGCUCGGGCGUGGUCUGGGAGAUGAGGCCUCGGAGCCGCUGGAAGUCGUUCAGCCAGAAGAACAUCAACCUGCUGGAGAAGGCCUACCAGAACCACCUGGCCGGGAAGAGCCAGGGGGGCUGGGUCUGCCUGGAGACCAGGGUGGAGGUGAACUUCAGCAAGGUGCCCAUGAUGAUGCGUCAGCCGUAUUCCUGUCCGGUGAGGAGGAACUUCCUGUCUGGGAUCCAGGUGGAGUUCAAACAGUCGCCGCACCAGAGGAGCCUGAGGGCCCAGCUGCACUGGCUGCAGGUGGACAACCAGCUGCCUGGAGCCAUCUUCCCCAUCGUGUUUCACCCUGUUCCUCCUCCAAAGUCCAUCGCUCUGGACUCAGAGCCGAAGCCCUUCAUCGACGUCUCCAUCAUCACCCGCUUCAACGAGCACAGCCAGGUCACACAGUUCAAGUACUUCAUGGCUCUGGUGCAGGAGAUGGCAGUGAAGAUCGAUCAGGGUUUUCUUGGAGCCAUUUUGGCCGUUUUCACACCAGCCGCCGACCCGCAGGACGACAGACAGAGGACUAAGCUGAUAGAGAAGGACCUGCAGAUGCUGCAGGCGGAGCUGAUGGAGGCGUCGCUGACCGACACGUCAGGCCUGAGCUUCUUCGAGCACUUCCACAUCUCCCCCAUCAAGCUGCACCUCAGCCUCUCUCUGGGCAGCAGCGGCGACGACUCGGCGUCUCAGGAGCCGGCGGCCAUGCAGUCGCUCAACCUGCUGCUGAAGAGCAUCGGAGCCACGCUGACCGACGUGGACGACCUCAUCUUCAAGCUGGCCUUCUUCGAGGUGAAGUACCAGUUUUACCGCAGGGAGAAGCUGAUGUGGGCGGUGGUCCGGCACUACACCGAACAGUUCCUGAAGCAGAUGUACGUUCUGGUUCUGGGUCUGGACGUGCUGGGAAACCCGUUUGGACUGAUCCGAGGUCUUUCUGAGGGAGUGGAGGCCUUCUUCUACGAGCCGUUCCAGGGUGCUGUGCAGGGACCGGAGGAGUUUGCAGAGGGUUUUGUCAUUGGAGUUCGCAGCCUGCUGGGCCACACAGUCGGUGGCGCUGCAGGCAUGGUGUCCAGGAUCACGGGCUCGGUGGGGAAAGGCCUGGCGGCGAUCACCAUGGACAAAGAAUACCAGCAGAAACGCCGGGAGGAGAUGAACCGCCCGCCGCGAGACUUCGGAGAGAGUCUGGCCAAAGGAGGCAAAGGACUGCUGAAGGGCGUCGUCGGAGGAGUUACCGGCAUCGUCACCAAACCUGUGGAAGGGGCGAAGAAGGAGGGCGCCGCCGGCUUCUUCAAAGGCAUCGGGAAGGGGCUGGUGGGCGUGGUGGCCCGGCCCACCGGAGGCAUCGUGGACAUGGCCAGCUCCACCUUCCAGGGCAUCCAGAGGGUGGCAGAGUCUACAGAGGAAGUGACCAAACUGCGUCCGGUGAGGCUGAUCAAGGAGGACGGCAUCAUCAGGCCUUAUGACCAGGUGGAGUCUCAGGGCUACGACCUGUUCCAGCGGUCGGGGAUCAAGCAGCUGGACGGUGAGGCGUUCAGGGACCACUGUGAGUAUCCGGGACACAGGAAGACCAACAUCAUCGUCACCAACAGGAGGGUUCUGUGCGUCAAGGAGAUCGACUUUGUGGGCCACUUCAACAAGGAGUGGGAGUGUCUGCUGGAGAACUUCUGCAGGCCGCCGGCCGUGACGGGCGGCCAGCUCCACAUCUACUGCAAGGAGCAGCAGAAGCUGAAGCUCCCUAAAAGAGACGGUCAGGAGUCGGUGAGGACGCUCCAGCUGAGAGACACACACACUGCCCAGAAGCUGCAGGCAGCGAUCGCAGACGCUCAGGCGGCUCAGCAGCAGCGCCGCAUGGUGAGGCAGAAGUCGCAGCGCUUCCUCAAAACCCCCAGCCACCAGUGAAGAAGAACAACUUCCUGUCCAGAGGACAACUUCCUGUUGGUUCCACCAAUCAGGCGCUGAGGCUGCCGAUGAUCUGGGUUUUUAAAUUUGUCCGGUUUGAGCAUUCACCCUUUCAGCUCACACACGUUCACGUUUCUCCACGUCAGCGAUCUCACUUCCAUUUUUUUCUUCCGACGUUCAGAUGAAAAACCCGUUCAGAGUCACGGCGCUGAGGUUCAAUCUGUGGCUCUGGGACUACUUUGUGGCGGAGGCACACUCUGCUGUUUGUUUAUGAGUGCGCCAGAAGGAAGCGGUGCAUUCAGGUGCGAUCAGAUGGCUGCAAAAAACGAACCUCCAUCUUCUUGUAAGUCAGAAAGCAACAAAUCACAUCAUCCUUUUCAUGAAGUCGGUUUGUUAAUCGUUCAUUUUCCGUCCAGACGGCCCCUGAACGCACCACAGGAGGCGCAGACUUCAGAUCAUGUGGGCAUUAAACCGAAUCACCGAGCCGAGAAAAGUCUGAAAAACAACAAACAGCGCGUCGAUGUUUUUGUUUCUGAUGUUUGAAACGAAACGUCGUCUGACGUGUUGCCGUGGAGACGAGGAGCGUGUGUGAGCUGAACUGAAACAGGUUCUAGAAAACGUUCUCAGGUCGGGCAUUUUUCCUCAAACUGAUUCAGCUGCAGAACCACCCUGACUUCCUGCUUCCUGAUGCUACUUCCUGCUUCCUGACGGUACUUCCUGUGGGCGUGGCUGUGGGCGUGGCGGUACUUCCUGUGGGCGUGGCUGUGGGCGUGGCGGUACUUCCUGUGGGCGUGGCUGUGGGUGUGGUUUGGGUUUCUCUGCUGAAAUGUCCUGAGACAGAUUUGGAUCAUUAGUCAAGAUCACUGAUGGAGCUGAUGUUUAUGGAUUUGUUUGUUUGUUUGAUCCUGAUAUUAUUUGUAAUAAAUGUGAGAAUUUCUGUCAAAAUUUUUGGUGAUAAAAACACCAACACAAACAUCUUUAUUAUUAUAUUAAAAAAUUUAAAAGAUUACAAAAAACACAUUUAUGUGUAAUCUCAGAAUCUCAGAAUUGUUUUGUUUGUUUUUCUUUCUUUGUUUGUUUUUUGCUAAAUGUACAACUUUAAUCUUGAACCUGAGUGUUUGUGUGUGACUUUCCUCGAGCCUCCAGCUGAAGUUUCCACCAAAGAUCUGCGUGCAAUGAAGAAAUAUUUGUCAAGUUUAUUUUCAUUAAAAAAAAAAUCCUUAAUAUUGUUUUCUGGGUGGCAGGAAUUUAACUUGAGUCUUUAAAUCUCCAUGUUGCUAAAAUGUUGUUCAUGUGAAUGGAACUGAAUCAUUUUUCUAUAAACUCCUGAUUGUAUGAA